Aureobasidium vineae is the source of this 354-nucleotide messenger RNA. The record is from the annotation of a GenBank genome assembly. NCBI's taxonomy places the organism in Eukaryota, Fungi, Ascomycota, Dothideomycetes, Dothideales, Saccotheciaceae.
AUGUACAUCAUGUUCCCCAUCGGCUGGAUGUACUACUUUGGCACAAACCUCGACGAGCGCUUCUCCAUCCCCGACUUUUGGCCCAAGGAGAACGAGACCCAUCACAUUCCCUUCGAGAAGGACGAGAUUCAAUCAGAACUGGCCAGACUGCGCGCUCGCCGCUUGGCCGCCCGCCAGGCAAGACUUGAACUGGACGCCAAGAACGCUCCUGUCGAGCAGCACAUCGACCCGACACCCAGCCCAAUUCUCGAGUCCUUGAGAAACACCGACUCGCCAUCUUUCCAACAGCCACACCAGCCCGAGCAACCGACGAACUCCUCACAAUCCCAAGGCUGGUUCUCAUGGCUCAAGUAA